This is a messenger RNA of Tachysurus vachellii, 3730 nucleotides long. It is a transcript of the gene elfn1a, whose product is annotated as extracellular leucine-rich repeat and fibronectin type III domain containing 1a. The transcript is spliced from 3 exons. Gene Ontology annotation, molecular function: protein binding. The coding region runs from base 590 to 2980 and encodes 796 amino acids. Gene Ontology annotation, cellular component: plasma membrane. The record is from RefSeq and is a predicted model, not a curated record. NCBI's taxonomy places the organism in Eukaryota, Metazoa, Chordata, Actinopteri, Siluriformes, Bagridae.
CAACCAUUAAAAGCCGGCGCAGUGCGACUGAUCCUUUCCUUCGUCUGUCUCUGGGAUUUCGGUGUGCUGAGCUGCAGAGAAACAGAGAAAAAAAAGACAGAGAGACUGAGAGAGAGAGAAAGACCUGCUGAUGAAGGGGUGAGAGAUGCGUGUUCUCCAAGGAGUGUUUAACCUGAGCAGCAGGGGCUGUACCUUUGGGUCCAUAAAUGAGACUAAAGCAAUGGAAAAAAGGAAAAUACAAGGGGAUGAGAGCCAUCAGUUUUUUUCCAGAAGAAAAUAAGCACAAACAAGCCUGAAGAGGUGAUAGACCACAACUCCAACACUUCUCUCUAAGGGAACACGUACACGUACAUAUACAUGUACACGUACGUAUAAGUGCAAAUACUGUGGCCAAAAAAAAAUCAAUAAAUAAUAAAAGCUAGAAACUAAAGCUGAUGUGAAAACUCCACUUCUUGACUAGACACUGGACACCUAAUGCACCUUGUCUACAUAAACAGAUACAGCUGACUACCCUGCCAGAAUACUGUGAGGCUCCAGCCUAAUAGAAACUAAAAGUGACAUCACUACCUAAUUGUUACUACCAUUGUUUAUGAUUUCCAGAAAGGCAUCCAUGGCUUGUAGUGGUGGUGUCGUGAUGAGUGCCUUCAUCUGGUCUAUGGCCAUAAUCUAUCUGACUCACAUAGGUGGAGUGAGAGGGGACUGCUGGCUUAUUGAAGGGGAAAAGGGCUUUGUGUGGUUGGCCAUCUGCAGCCAAAACCAACCACCUUAUGAGGCCAUCCCUCAGCAUAUCAACAGCACCAUUGUGGACCUUCGCUUAAAUGAAAAUAAGAUUAAAAGUAUCCAUUACUCUGCCCUCAGCCGCUUUGCCAACCUAACAUACCUGAACCUAACAAAGAAUGACAUUAGCUAUAUAGAGGAUGGGGCUUUUUCAGCUCAAUUCAACUUACAGGUACUCCAGCUAGGUUUCAAUAAACUGCGUAACCUAACAGAAGGGAUUCUCAGGGGGUUGGGAAAGCUGCAGUACCUCUACCUCCAGGCCAACCUGAUUGAGACUGUGACACCCAAUGCCUUUUGGGAGUGCCCAAACAUUGAAAACAUAGACCUCUCUAUGAAUCGCAUUCAGGUGCUAGAUGGGAACACUUUCACCAGCCUCACUAAGCUGACCACAUGUGAGCUUUACACCAACCCCUUCAACUGUUCUUGUGAUCUUCUGGGGUUUGUUAAGUGGCUGUCAGUCUUCCCCAACAGAACGAAUGAACGGAUGGUAUGUGAUUCUCCUGCAGGCGUUUCUGGUUACAGUCUCUUAAGCCAGAAUCCAAACAAUCCUACUCAGCGCAAUGCACUGCAUAUGCUGUCCACUGUGUGCACGGAGGACUAUGUGACUCCGUAUAUCCCUGUGCCUCCUGAGACCACAACUUUCUCUCCAGAUGUUACCCCUUGUGAGCUGGAGGACUGCCCCUCUGGUAGUGAGCCAGAGGACAUAAGCAUUAGUCCCACAUACCCAGACCCUGAUGUGAAACCAAUCAUGAAGCUGAAAUAUGUCUCCCACACAAAUGCAGCCAUUAAUGUUCAGAUCCCCCAUCCCUAUAAGAAAAUGUACAUCCUUGUUUUGUAUAACAACAGCUUCUUCACAGACAUUCAAACUCUGAAACAGCAAACGGAAGAUAUCAAGUUAAUGAACCUGAAACCUCACACUGAAUAUACCUACUGUGUGGCUUCCAUACGCAAUUCUUUGCGUUAUAACCAUACCUGUCUCAAAUUGUCUACAGGCCCCACAACUGGGAGAGUGAGACAGGCUAAUAAUGCAACAGCAACUCACUACAUAAUGACCAUCCUAGGAUGCCUUUUCAGCAUGGUAAUUGUUUUAGGACUGGUCUACUAUUGUUUAAGAAAGAAGAGGUACCAAGAUGAAAAGCACAAAAAGGCAGGUAGUAUAAAGAAAAACAUAAUAGAGCUCAAAUAUGGAGGUGAACUGGAGGGAGGGACUAUAUCCAGAAUGUCUCAAAAGCAAAUGAUGGCUGGAGAGAGUAUGUCUCGCAUGCCAUAUUUGCCUUCUGGGAGUGAGAUGGAUCAGUACAAAAUUCAGGACUUAAGUGAUACGCCAAAAAUGGCUAAGGGCAACUAUAUGGAUGUGAGAACUGGGGAGCACCAAGACCGAAGAGAGUGUGAGAUGCCUAUGCCAAGCAAUAGUCAGGGCUCUGUUGCUGAGAUCUCCACAAUUGCAAAAGAAGUGGACAAAGUCAACCAGAUUAUUAAUAACUGCAUAGAUGCUCUGAAGUCAGAAUCAACUUCUUUCCAAGGAGUCAAAUCUGGAGCUGUUUCAACAGCAGAGCCCCAGUUAGUUUUGAUUUCAGAGCAGCCUCAGAGCAAGUCUGGCUUUCUGUCCCCUGUUUACAAGGAUAGCUACCACCACUCUUUACAGAGACACCACUCCUCAAACACCUCCCCAAAGCGCCCCAGCACGGCAACUGGUGGUCCCAUGCGUAGUCCGAGGCCUUACAGGUCUGAGGGGGCAUACAAGUCAGAGUCUAAAUACAUAGAGAAGACUUCACCUACAGGUGAGACCAUUAUGACAAUUACUCCAGCUGCCGCUAUACUGAGAGCCGAGGCAGAGAAGAUACGUCAAUACACUGAACACAGACACUCCUACCCCGAUGCCCAAAUUGAGGAGCUUGAGGGACCGGAGAAUCGCAAAGCAUCCAUCUUGGAGCCUCUGACACGGCCUCGGCCCAGAGACUUGGCUUAUUCUCAGCUCUCUCCCCAGUACCAUAACCUCAGCUACUCCUCCAGCCCUGAGUAUUACUGUAAACCAACUCACAGCAUCUGGGAGCGCUUCAAGCUCCACCGCAAACGUCACAAAGAUGAGGAAUACAUGGCAGCAGGCCAUGCUCUGCGUAAAAAAGUGCAGUUUGCAAAAGAUGAGGACCUGCAUGACAUUCUAGAUUACUGGAAAGGUGUGUCAGCACAGCAUAAAUCUUAAUCUUCUCAAGUGUCUCUUCAAGAGUUUUGGUUGGACCGUGAAACAAGAAUGAGUUUUGAAUUGCAUUUUAAUGGAGGACAUAACCACCUUUGACUAAGAGGGAAUGGGGAAAAUUGGGAAUAUUCGCUUAGUUUUGUAAAUUUACCAAAAGGAUAUAUACAAGAAGAGAACAAUGUGCAAAUUAAAAAAUAUAUAUGUUCAAGUGGAUUAUAAGUAUUUGGUUCCGCAUGGCCAAGUCCUGUGACAAUGGAUUUUCUACUAGAGUACAGUGAGAAAAAAAAACAUCAUACACUGACAACUGUCUUCUUGUAACAUGUUUCUUCUCACUGUACAUUGAUUAAGGAACAGUUCUCCAUAUAUAUUGAGUUAUAAAUACAAAGGGACUAAUGUACUAUAUAGUGUUUUUAUACUUGCAGUGAUCGGUGGUUAUAAGAAAAGAUAAAGAAAACGUUUGAUUCAGGUUUAGAGUAUGGAUUUUAGAAUCAGCUCCUUUGACUUUUUGUCUCUAAUGAAUGUUUGGAGUUGAGAUGGAUAAACAUUGCACUUGUCACUGGAAUGGUGUACGUCCAUUCAAAACACCAUUCACUCUAGGUCUGCUUUGUCAUUUUAAAUUCAUGUCACUAAACAAAAUGCACAAUAUUACCAAGUUAUUAGCGGCUCAUAAAUUUGGAUGGCUUGUUACUUAAAAACGGAUAAGUGGGAGGUAUAUCUGAAACAUCUGCAUAAGUGGGAUGAAAAUGUACAGGACUG